This is a messenger RNA of Macaca mulatta (Rhesus monkey), 7499 nucleotides long. It is a transcript of the gene KCNJ2, whose product is annotated as potassium inwardly rectifying channel subfamily J member 2. Gene Ontology annotation, cellular component: plasma membrane. The record is from RefSeq and is a predicted model, not a curated record. Lineage: Eukaryota; Metazoa; Chordata; Mammalia; Primates; Cercopithecidae. Gene Ontology annotation, molecular function: inward rectifier potassium channel activity. Gene Ontology annotation, biological process: potassium ion import across plasma membrane; regulation of monoatomic ion transmembrane transport.
AGGAUAUUGCAGAGCGCACUGGAGCCCUGGCCAGCGCGCAGCCUUCCCGGCGCCGGCAGGCUGGGUCUUGGGAAUUCUGGUUUGCUUUGGCUCACUCGCUUUUUACAAACCACUGGAUCUUACAUGCCUCUGUACCCCCCACUUCCACUCCAUGUCCCCAUGCUCCUGCGCCAGCAACAGGACAUGUUCUCUGGAUGUCAGCUGAGUUAUUAAAGUAACUCUGCAUGUCAGCAGACAGACCUUGGUAGAACCCCGAGGCUCCCAGAGACACCCAUCUCUCCUCAUUUUUUGUGUGUGUGUGUCUUCACCGAACAUUCAAAACUGUUUCUCCAAAGCGUUUUGCAAAAACUCAGACUGUUUUCCAAAGCAGAGGCACUGGAGUCCCCAGCAGAAGCGAUGGGCAGUGUGCGAACCAACCGCUACAGCAUUGUCUCUUCAGAAGAAGACGGUAUGAAGUUGGCCACCAUGGCAGUUGCAAAUGGCUUUGGGAACGGGAAGAGUAAAGUCCACACCCGACAACAGUGCAGGAGCCGCUUUGUGAAGAAAGAUGGUCACUGUAACGUUCAGUUCAUCAAUGUGGGUGAGAAGGGGCAACGGUACCUCGCAGACAUCUUCACCACGUGUGUGGACAUUCGCUGGCGGUGGAUGCUGGUUAUCUUCUGCCUGGCUUUCGUCCUGUCAUGGCUGUUUUUUGGCUGUGUGUUUUGGUUGAUAGCUCUGCUCCAUGGGGACCUGGAUGCAUCCAAAGAGGGCAAAGCUUGUGUGUCCGAAGUCAACAGCUUCACGGCUGCCUUCCUCUUCUCCAUUGAGACCCAGACAACCAUAGGCUAUGGUUUCAGGUGUGUCACGGAUGAAUGCCCAAUUGCUGUUUUCAUGGUGGUGUUCCAGUCAAUCGUGGGCUGCAUCAUUGAUGCUUUCAUCAUUGGUGCAGUCAUGGCCAAGAUGGCAAAGCCAAAGAAGAGAAACGAGACUCUCGUCUUCAGUCACAAUGCUGUGAUUGCCAUGAGAGAUGGCAAGCUGUGUUUGAUGUGGCGAGUGGGCAAUCUUCGGAAAAGCCACUUGGUGGAAGCUCAUGUCCGAGCACAGCUCCUCAAAUCCAGAAUCACUUCUGAAGGGGAGUAUAUCCCUCUGGAUCAAAUAGACAUCAAUGUUGGGUUUGACAGUGGAAUCGAUCGUAUAUUUCUGGUGUCCCCAAUCACUAUAGUCCAUGAAAUAGACGAAGACAGUCCUUUAUAUGAUUUGAGUAAACAGGACAUUGACAAUGCAGACUUUGAAAUCGUGGUCAUACUGGAAGGCAUGGUGGAAGCCACUGCCAUGACGACACAGUGCCGUAGCUCUUAUCUAGCAAAUGAAAUCCUGUGGGGCCACCGCUAUGAGCCUGUGCUCUUUGAAGAGAAGCACUACUACAAAGUGGACUAUUCCAGGUUCCACAAAACUUACGAAGUCCCCAACACUCCCCUUUGCAGUGCAAGAGACUUAGCAGAAAAGAAAUACAUCCUCUCAAAUGCGAAUUCAUUUUGCUAUGAAAAUGAAGUUGCCCUCACAAGCAAAGAGGAAGAUGACAGUGAAAACGGAGUUCCAGAAAGCACUAGUACGGACACGCCCCCUGACAUAGACCUUCACAACCAGGCAAGUGUACCUCUAGAGCCCAGGCCCUUACGGCGAGAGUCGGAGAUAUGACUGACUGAUUCCUCCUCUGGAAUAGUUACUUUACAACACGGUCUGUUGGUCAGAGGCCCAAAACAGUUAUACAGAUGACGGUACUGGUCAAGAUGGGUCAAGCAAGCGGCCACAAGGGACUGAGGCAAGCACAAUGGUUUCAAAGAAAGACUGUAAGCUCCAUGAUUAGCAUAAAGCACUAACCAUGCCUCCAUUGUGACCCAAUGGCACAUAGAUGUUGUAGAAUAAGUUAUGGGUUUUUAUGUUUUGUUUUGUGUUUUUCCAAAACUUGAACUUGCAGGCAAGCCUUGGUUGGGUAUUUGAUUUAUCCAGAAUGCUUCUCUUUAGGGAACAAGGAUGUUUUUAAUGGCAUAACAAAGGCAAGACUCUGCCUUAAUUUUUGAAAAGCUGCUAACUACAUGAACACAAAUGUGUAUUUUUGUUGCAGUGUAGUUUUCCUUCUGUGUAAUUUUAAAGUCAGUGUUGAACUUGAUUGAAAGCUCAUGAUGCGCUUCAAAGUGGCAAGUAUUUGGCUAUCAACUGCCAAAACAAGAGCCUGAUUUUUUGAGGCCAGUAAUUUGUUUGCUAGAAUUGAUUUUUUUUCUCUCUCUCUUUGUUACAUAAGGGCAUUAUGUAACACUAGCCAAAUGGUAGCCUCUGGGUUGUUGUUGUUUUUUUUUUCCUCCAUGAUGUUAAUGGGUUAUCUCAAAUUUUAAGUUAAACUACCUAAAAUAAAUACCAAAGAUAAUGCAUAUUUUUGCACAGUGGAGCUUACACUUAAAAGAAAACAAAGCCCCAUGGGCUGCCUUGAAAUCAAGAGACAAUAACUUUGAACCUCAGCAAGACCUUGAACCGCCGGUUCAUUUUGCACCUUAUUCAGAAAAUAGAGCAUCAUACUCACCGAGUCUAGUCAGUGUAGUGCUUUUUAAAAUUUUGUCCUUUCAUGUAACUUUUUUUUAUUUUAAGAGGAAGAAGAAGAAAGGGGCAGUAAAAUUCACAUACACACAAUACCAACAUCCAUCCUUUCCUGCUAGGCAGUGCUGGCCAGGCUCAUGUGUAGUGUGCGAGAUGGUGAUGUACUCUUACAUGUUUCUGGGCCUUCCCUUUUGCACAUUCCAAAAUUCAUUUCAUAAGAUCUUCAUAGGACCUCCUUGGCAUCCUGGCAUUCUCAAAACUGAGCCAUCCAGCAUGAAAGAUAAAUGGGUGUAAACCCUUGCUGCUGAAUUUAUUGCCUGGACUGUCAGGACAUCGCCAGCCCACCUUCACCUUAGAGGAGAUGCCACACCUGGCCUCCACGCUUGUUCCUCUGAUCAGUCUGUCUGGAGUGAGUCCUACAGUGUCAGAUAGAGCGGUGAAUGCCAAAGCGGGGAAACGGGGAGGUGUGGACAAACCAAUCUGAUGCAGCACUUCAGAUCAAGUAUUUAGGAGGAAGAGGAAACUUGCCUUUUUUAUGGCAGAGGAGAGUAAUGAAAAUGUCUCAGUAUUUUAGGGUCAAAGAGAGUCAUAAAAAUACAACAUAAUGACAAGUAAAGGAGAUAAUGGUCUAAAAAGGCUAUUUCCCUUUUCUGUGUGCAUACUUAUGAUUGAAUGUGAGCUAAGCAUUGUCUCCUGUGGAGCCCUAGAGCAGGUUACUAAGGAAGGACACAUUGUUUUCCAGAAGCCUCCCCUGCCUGGCUGACUGCCUUGCUAGACACAUUUUUUUUUUUUUUUUCUCACUGUAGCUCAAUAAUGGAACUCUUUUUUUGUUUUUUUUUUUGUUUUUUUUUUAAUUUAAAAUUCCCUAUUUGUGAAUUCUGGGGUUACUGACUUUUCUUUUUAAUUGGAGUCUCAAAAUCAACUCUCUUAUGGUAUUAUAUCUCUGUAUGCCAUUAAAAAACAGCUUGUUCUAGAAUCACAUAUUUUGUAAAUUGAUGUUUGUGAUGGUCUCUGGUUCUUGAACAGCCAUAUCUGAAUGCCGUGCCUGCAAAACUAUGACAAUUUUUGCUGUUUUCAGCCUUCAGAUUUGAUGGCUUUGAAAACUGAGGUGUUAUUUUCAAUGAAACCGAGAAAGAGAUGUUAAGCAAGUGGUUGUUUUAGAUCCAAAUGUUAAGGCAGGUUUGGGAAGGUGUUUAAAGAGUUGGAGGAAUUGGGGAUUGAGUGGACAAGAAAACUUACAGAAGAGGCAACAAUUUGGUUCUUGACAGUGAGAGGAUAUUGAGGGCUUCAGCUGCUGCUAUUAUGAUGUUUUGCAAAGGAAAAUAAUCAAACCAAAGAGUAUUCAGUGAUAUGUAAAUUAAAUGAAGAUACAGUGGAGAAUGGGGGUGGCCACAAAAGAGGCUCCCCCUAAACACAGAGUGCUGCCACUUAAAAAGACUUGAGAAAUUUGAAAGGGGGUGGGCAUGGGGGGGGGGCAAGAAAGAGGGAGGGAAAUCUUUCAACUUAUUUCUGAAAAAGAGAAAAAAAUAUAAAAUUUCUGGUGCACAGGUUUGUUUUUUCAAGAAAAUUUUGCAGAAGCUAUGUUUUUAAAGUGUACAUUUUAUAAAGUUUAUCAGAUAUUUUCAUAUUUAAAGCCAAAUGUAAAUAGAGGUCUGUAAAGAAAAAUAAUUGCCAUAGAAAGUAUAAUGUCAGUACAGCAAUGUCUGAGAGCUAGUACCUAUAUGCUACGGGUUAGCAUGGUUUUAGCAAAUAUAUACCAGCCUUAUAAGGUUCGUAUUGCUAUGUUCUUCUGUUAUUUAUUUCAGCAUGGACUGUUCAUUUGAAACCUUUUUCUAGUUAUUAGCAUUUUAACAGUUACAAGCUUUAAAUGGCAAUUUUUUCUUUCUUUCUUUUUUUUUUUUUUUUUUUUUGUCAAGAGCCAAGACACAGGUAAUGCACGACAUUCAUUGCUGCAUUUUACCUUCAAAAUAUUUGUCCUUCUUGACUGGGUCUCCUUAAUUAGUGUACACAUGUCAUUAGAAUGCAGAUGGAGGGGACUCACCGUGAAUAUCUGGGGUCAAUUCCCAGAUGUGUGUUGCUUCUCUAUUGCAAGCAGAUUCCCUGUUGAAUUUACUUAGGAUUUAUUCCCUUUUAAAGAAUUUUUGCCCAUAUCUGGAAGGGCACUAUAUUUUUGGGGGGAGCCAUAGAUUCCUGGUUAUCCUAUUUUUAAAUAAAAUGUAGACAAAGUGAAUUCUAUUUUGAUUAUUGAGAAAGGAGUAGUUUUCUAUCCCUCUAAGAGUAUACUUGAAUCAGACAUUUUAAGGAUGUCACUAUAGCACUGUUGUCAUUUUCAAAUUCCUAGAAAAGUUUGUUUUACUUUGUUUUUAUUCUGUUAAUGCAUUCUUUCUUCUCUUUACUUCCUUUCUUCCCAAUACACUCCUACCCCAAGUCUUGAUGUUUAUUUGAUGAGCUCUGUCCCGUAAAUCGUAUUUCCCUUACAAUUAAUAAAUGUCACUUCAUAUUUUAUAAUAAACCACUCAGUAAAAGCAAAAGCUUGUCCUGAGAAGUAGAGUGAGUUCUUUUUCACUCUGUGUCUAAUAAUGUUCAGGUGAAAAAAAAAAGUGUGGCAUAGUUACCUGCCCAUCCCUAACCCUCAGCAAAGUAGAAUCUCUUUUCUAGUAAUUUUGAGUUUCAGCUCUGGGCUCUGGCAAGUUGAACAAUCCUAGCCAUUGACAAUCGUGAUAGUUAUUAUUUUCCCAUUUGCUGUCUUUUUGUAUCUAAAGUCUUCCUAUUGUACUGCACAAACCAUGGAUUGUACAUAUUUUUAUAUAUUAUGUCUUAUUUUAUUAUUUCUAAAUAAAAAAAUUAAAAAUUGAAAACAAAUUGGUGGAAGAAUCUUUGGGCUUCCUGUAUGAUUACUCUAGAAACACCAUAAAGCAAAUGUUCCCAAACAAUAGAACAUAAACCCUGAGAGGUUAGAUGAAUAGAGCCAUAGAAAUGGCAACAGACAGGUGCAGUGGGGUGGCAGAUUAGUUUAAUUCAAGUUUGAGGAAGUCAAGCUCAUAUUUUGUUUUUGGAUACAACAGCCUAGGUAGAAAGGGAAUAGAAAAGACCAAUAAACUAGCCCCCCCCCAAAAAAAAAAAACUAACAAAAAUAUUAUGAAGUUUAGAUUUUGAUUCUCUGUUUAAUGGGUGAUAAUGUGUAGUUACUCUUUAUUGAGUCUCAACUAUGUGUAGAGUUCUUGCAUUACCUAUUAUUUUUAUCUCAUUCCCACAGAAACCAAAUCAGGAUGUUAUUCUUUUGUAUUAUAGAUUAAGACUUGGCAAAUAAGUUCUGUAAAGGGCCAGGCAAUAAGUAUUGUUUGGCUUUAUGAACCAGAGGGUCUCUGUCUCAAGUAUGCAAAUUCAGCCUUGUGAUGUGAAAGCAGUUACAGACAGUAUGAAAACAAAUGGUAUGGCUGUGUUUCAAAAAAGUUUUACUAACUUCUACAGCCAGCGGGCUAGAUUUGGCUCAUGGCCAGUAGUGUGUUGACCCCUGUUUUAGGUGAAGAAACCGAGUAUGAAUUUUAAAGCUAAUGAAUCAGUGAGGUAGUAUGUGAAUUCCAGUUUUACCUGCAUCUAAACCUAAUUUUAUCCACUCAAUUAUAUAUCGUUUCAGGUCACAAAGCUACCAAGGAUAUGUAGUCCCAAAGGAAAUGCCACUUUCUCUGGCAGAUUUGAAAUAAAUAAAAUGUUUUUCAAGGUUGGAAAUACGGAGAAAAUUUGCAUUCUAAAAUAUGGGUUGUACCUUGCUAUUUUUUCUUUAAUAUGGUAAUUAUUAUUUAUAUUUCAAAUAUGACUCUAAAUCCUUUCUAAGUACUAAAUAAUUUAGUCUUAACAGCAACUCUAUGGAAUAGGCUGUAUUAUUAUCCUCAUUUAAGAAAUGAAGAAACUAAGGCUCAGAGAGGUUAAGCACCUUGUCCAAGUACGUAUAUGAAUUAUUAGUGCUGAGACUUAAACUGAGGCCACUCAAUACUAGGUGGUGGGUUUUUGUGACUACUCUAUGCACUUUCUUUUCGUACAUAUGCUUGGUAAAAGCUUCACCAUUUAAGGCCUUUCUGCUUUUCAGUUUUUAUCCUUUUCAUUAAUGAAAAUACAUCCUUUUUGUUUGCACAGCAUACAUUAGUGCAGAAUUCUUGCCUUGUUCAUAACCUGUUCCUAAAUUCCUCAUUUAAUGUUUGGUGAGAAGAGAACAACUUACAAGGAGUAGAAUAAUUACAAACACUGGUUGUGGGAUUUGGGUAAGUUUCAAACUUAAGAUUAAUUUCAAUUAACGAGGAAUUGUUUAGGUCUGUCUCCAGGCGAAACCACAAAGUUCUGUUACUAACCAAGCUGCAGGCACCCGACCACAUUCACACUUUUGCUUUCUGCCCAUGACAGCCAAAGGUGUAACACAAUCCUCUGGGCAAUUGAGAUAAUUAAGCAAGACCGGUUAUGGUAACGCUAGGCAGUGAGUUGCAUGCUAUAAAGGCCUCUAUUUUUUAUUUUAUUAAAUACGUAUACAAAAAGAAAAGGCAAGGGUGGAAUUUCAGAGUCCUUUUGCUUGGACUGUCUUUUGAGUGACAAGUGAGGCAAGACCUCCAAGCUCUAGCCUUCAGAAGCAGCAGCUUCCCAGGUCAUACCCACAAAGAAAAAAACAAAUUUCCGUCUAGAAAUGUUCAUUUUCAAGCUAGCAAAACUGAUUAAAUAAAUCAUAUUUGUUUGCCCAAAUUUGAGUGAGUGAAUAAAUAAACACAUAAAUAAAUAAAGGACGGCUAGCUCUAUGUGCUUUAAAUGAAGUAAAGAACCAAAUCCAUGAUCAGCUUGUUUCAGGACCUCAGUGUUUCUUCAGAAUAUUUCAGACCAUGGAGCUGAGUGACCUAAUGAUUAGUCACUAUCUGAGGGUUGUUAUAAUGAUUUUAUAAAAA